Molecule: messenger RNA, 1206 nt
Organism: Solanum lycopersicum (tomato)
Lineage: Eukaryota; Viridiplantae; Streptophyta; Magnoliopsida; Solanales; Solanaceae
Source: RefSeq, a predicted model, not a curated record
CUACUUGUUUGUUUCUUACCAAACACCCCUUUAGUCCAAAAAGGGACCGCUUAGAUUGAAAGGAAGUUGGUGAAAUCCGGUUUUGAACAUUGUAGAGAUGACUGAGAGGGAGGGAGCAGGUGUAAGUGAAGAAUUGGUCUACCGCAUUAGUACGAUGGAGGAGUGGGAAUUGAUGCAGAAAACAGGCAGCACUUUUGGCGGGGACCUUGACCGAACCACUGGCUUUAUACAUCUCAGUAAGCUCGACCAGGUUCAAUCAACUUUGCUGAACUUCUUCUUGAAUGUUAAGGAUGAUUUGUACUUGCUGCAAAUCGAUGCUAAAAAGAUUUGGUACGAGGGAUAUAACAGAAUGAUAGAUGCAUGCCCGAUGGAAAUAGUUCCAGGCGUCCUUGCACUUGAGGGAUUGUGUUUGUGUGCUAUAAUAUUGACAUAUUAUUUGAAUCCAAAACUUUGUGGGACACUGAAUGGGAUAGAUGAUGUCAUAAGUAUUUGCUUUAUUUGUCUCCUUUGUUCUUUUGUUUCAUUUACUUCCUUUCUGUUGGUUGGUGACGCUGAGAAAAUAUGCAAUUUUGAUAGCUGAAAAACAGGGUUGUGUUGAAACUAAGUCGUUGCAGUAGUUUUUUACCCUUCACUCACGUUAACUGAUGAAACUAAGUCGUUAAGCUGCGUCAAAAACUAUCUCUUUGACCAAUUCGGCAGUGGUGACGGACAAAUCUGUUUUGAUAAUUUUAAAAAGUCGUCAAAAAUCUGAAAGAAAAAUGUGACAACUAUUAGUUGAGCAAGCAUAUUCUCAAUUUGUACUACCUUUUAUUUUUCAUUGAUACAUACUACUCUUUUCUAGUCAAGACGAUUGCCUUUCUAAGCUUGCACGAAUUUAUCAAAAUAAGCUAUAUAAAAAUGGGGAAAAGGUCAAAUAUGCCCCUAAACUAUUCGAAAAGGUUUAGAUAUACCUUUCGUUUAAAGUUUGGGUUUCUCAUGCCCUUACCGUCCAACUUGUGACCAAGAUAUGUCCUUAUGUGGUUAGUUGAUAUGUUUCCAAUUCAUUUUUCAUUUAUCUAAAUGUCACAUGGAAUUUGUGAUGUCAUUUGACCUUAACACAUGACAUUUAUAUGGAAAUGGAAAGAGAUUCGGACUCACAAACACCUAAUUCAACCCAUAAAUCAAUGACCCUUUUAAAUAAAUUAUCCAACUCAUUUUUAACAAUUU